GGCACGAACAUAACAGACUUGAUAGGGAUGACUAUGUUGUAAUCAAUGCAAAUAAUAUCAGAGAAGGUAAACAAGAGCAAUAUGACAAAGAGGAUGAAUCUGCGAUUCAAAAUUUAACUCCCUAUGACUACUACAGCAUAAUGCACUAUGGCGUGGAGUCCAACACAAAAUCUCUUGGCCUUCAAACAAUAACAGUACUUGACAAGAAUAUAGACAUAGACAGAAUCGGACAAAGGACUGACUUGUCUGAUUCUGACGCCUUCGAGAUACGUUGCAUGUAUGGAUGUGCCUCUUGUGAAGCCAUAAAUGAAUGUGAAAUGGGAACGGAUAAUUGUCAUAUAAAUGCUGAUUGUUUGGAUACUGAACUGAGUUAUACUUGCACAUGUCAGGAUGGAUUCUCGGGAGAUGGAUUUUCUUGUACAAAUAUAAAUGAAUGUGAAGACGGCACUGAUAAUUGUCAUAUAAAUGCUGACUGUUCAGACACCGAAGGGAAUUAUAUUUGCACUUGUCAGAAUGGAUUCUCGGGAGAUGGAUUUUCUUGUACAAAUAUAAAUGAAUGUGAAGACGGCACUGAUAAAUGUCAUAUAAAUGCUGACUGUUCAGACACUGAAGGGAAUUAUAUUUGCACUUGUCAGAAUGGAUUCACGGGAGAUGGAUUUUCUUGUACAAAUAUAAAUGAAUGUGAAGACGGCACUGAUAAAUGUCAUAUAAAUGCUGACUGUUCAGACACUGGAGGGGAUUAUAU
Messenger RNA from Owenia fusiformis, 745 nucleotides. NCBI's taxonomy places the organism in Eukaryota, Metazoa, Annelida, Polychaeta, Sabellida, Oweniidae. The record is from the annotation of a GenBank genome assembly.